Peniophora sp. CBMAI 1063 is the source of this 1935-nucleotide messenger RNA. Lineage: Eukaryota; Fungi; Basidiomycota; Agaricomycetes; Russulales; Peniophoraceae. The record is from the annotation of a GenBank genome assembly.
AUGUCUGAAGCCAAGAUCCCCGCCCUCAAAUUCACUGACUUGCCUGCUGAGCUGGUCGUCUGUAUCAUCUUGUUGGCACAGACUGCAUGGCAGGAGGAGCAUUUUUCCGCACAAGCGCCGUAUGCUGAGGUGAAGCGCUAUGCAGUAACACAGCCAGCGCCUGCAUCAUCCAUCGUACCUCCAUGCUGCAGCGGCGUGCGGUGGGAUCUUACACGUCCCAGCUGCAUCAAGCUCUCCGGUCUUCCGUCUUGUCUGCCCUCGCCCGCGCAUAGCGUAUCGCAGGUCUCCAGAAGGCUGCGCGACAUACUUCUUGAGGAGAACUCCGCUAUCUGGCGUUUGGACAACGCGCUGUACCCGGCGAUUGCAAAGCGCUCUGGGGAACGUCGUACGAUAUCAAAUGGACGGACAACCAUCGAGUACAACGCCAACAGUCUUGUAGCCUUGGACGUUUGCACUUGCGUCCUACGCGGCCUUCGUUCGUUCUACUCUGGUCUCGAGCGCGUAAAGCUCAGGCUGCCCUGGUCCGGUGAUGGGACCGUGGAGUCCGAACUGCAGCAUUUCCUUUGGGCCAACAGGGGGGGCGCGGACGGCAGUCUGCGGCACAUGGACGUGGAGGCGCUAGAUGCCGACCCGCUGCGCGUUGCCUUUGGCCGACGUCGGCGUAUGGAAGCUAUUGAGAUCCCGGAACUCCUUACCAGCCGUCAAUCUGGCGGCAAUAGAUACCACUACUCGGAGACCCUCAUUGCCCUGUAUCUCCACCAAGGUCCCGAUGCUGACGUGGUUUUUGGGUUGUCUCUGUCGAUCGGUCUUUUCGCUUGCACUGGCACGAUCCAGUUCUUGACGAUCGAUAUCGCAGCAGGCUUUGUCGCGGAGAUUCAGGGCAGCCUGAUAUUCCCGAAGCUUCGCUACUUUCGCCUAUGCACUCAUCCGACGUCCGCGGCCAUCCUACUACGUUCGAUGGUUUUGCCUUACGCAAUCGACUUACAUCUCGAGCCUGUCGAUUCCUGGAGAGAGUUUUUCGAAGCAAAGCACCCGGGGGUCUACGAAGUGCCCUUUCGGUCGUCGCAACAUUCCCCCGCGCUCUUCCAAACCGCAGGACGGCGCCCGCAGGACUUUGCCCAGAGCCUCGCACGACCCCAUCAUACGUCGAGCAUCCACGGCGCCCCAGCUGUGAACUAUUCUUUCGUAGCUGGCGAUCCAGCUGACGCGCUUUGGCAACGUUCGACCGCGGUCAUGGGGCUAGACGUGCGCAUCGAUCCGGACACCAAGUCCCGCCAGCCAGCUGCCGCGCGAUUCCCAGAGCUUGUCAGCAUAACUCUGGCCGAGUCAGUAGGCGAACUCAGACCGGUCUUGGAGGACCCCGUUGGUCGAGAUGCAGGAAGGAGCCGGGAGUUGGCAGAUAAGGUCGCAGCUCGACGAUCUCUGACAUUCAGAGACGGAGAGUUCUUCGGCUCAAACCGCGCUCGACAUUUCAAUAGCCAGUAUCCGAAGGCCUUGUAUGACACGCUGCAAUACGCCCUGAGCGUUGUACUGGGUCCGUCGAGCAAUGGCCCGGCAUACUCGGCACAGGAGUUCGUCUUCGCCAAGGACAGUUGGCUUCCCGAUCGCUCUCUAGGAUACCAGCAUAUCCUGCAGCCAUUCACAGCUCUUCGAGCACUGCACUUCGAUAGUCCCGCGCUACCUGAGGGACUGAAGUUCAGGCAGAACAUGGAGGGGUGCUUUACUUCCGAGCAUAUGCACGCGCUCACGCUGUGUCUAAACAUACCGGGUGCCGGCGGCGUUUACAUUUGCCCACAGCUCCAGGCCGUUCACCUCCAAAUCCCGUCACGGCGUUUACUCAGCUGGGCUGGGUCCCCAGGUGAUUGGGACGCAGCGCUGAAUUCACCAGCGCGCUUGGCCUCUGGCGCUCGAAGGGUUGCUCUGUACACUAUCUAA